CGGACGCCUCUUUCGUCAAGUUCGUGUCGCUCCGCUUUCCUUCAGUCCUCCGGUGAGACCGCACCCUCACCUGGGAGCACGCACGGUCCCCACCUUGUCCCCGACUGUGACGGCGUACCCGGUGUAGGGAAUGGCAUUCCCAUAGUCUGGAGGCACACUUGGAAAAACAACGCGUGAGCUGGAAAAUGAUUCAGAGGGGAAACUGAAGACCGACCGUCAGGAUUUAUUUCCAGUCCGGGAAAAAAAAAACCCACCGGGAAAACAUGAGCGUCUCGGCAGAAGGAGGAAGCGGCGGUGGGAAGCUGUCUAAAUCUGAGAAGGACCAGAGCUGGAUCCCCAAAAUCAUCAAGAAAAGAGUGUGCACCACCUUCGUGGAGGACUCUUUCAGUAAUGGCAGGCUGUGCCAGUGUGGGGGCGCUAGGGACACCCAUGCCUCUGUGGCCCUGGGCGACUAUUUCAGCACGGCCAUGGUCAACCACUGGGACAGCACCCAGCACUCAUCGGAGUAUCCCACCGACGCCUUCGGAGAGCUGCAGUUUGCAGGAGCCAGCAAGAGACACAGCUAUUUCCUGCGUCUGUCAUGGGACACACCCCCCUCCAUGGCGUACACCCUGAUGACAGUGCACUGGGGUCUGCCCCCGCCCAACCUGGUGGUGUCCGUGGUUGGCGGAGAGGGGAGGGCAAAGGUCAAGACGUGGGUGCGUGAGGUCCUGAGGCAGGGGCUGGUCAAAGCCUCGCAGAGCACAGGUGCGUGGAUCCUGACAGCAGGCUUGCGGGAGGGCGUAGGCAGAUGUGUAGGUGAGGCGGUGAGAGACCAUGCUGCCGCGGCCUCCUCCGUCCCUCUCAACAAGGUGGUGGCCCUGGGCGUCGCCCCCUGGGGCCUGGUGCACAACCGCCAGCAGCUCGUCAACCCACAGGGCAGUUUCCCGGCUAAAUACUAUGUCCAGAAUACGUCCCGGGACUCCUGCUGCCUGGACAACAACUACCAGGCCUUCCUGCUGGUGGAUGAUGGGAGUGUAGGCCGCAGAGGAGGAGAAUCGGGCUUCAGGGCCAAGCUAGAAGACUACAUUUCCCAUCAGCGCACAGGCAUUUGGGGUAGCGGCAGCAUCGACAUUCCUGUCCUGUGUAUGUUGAUCUCAGGAGAGACAAACAUGCUAGAGCGAGUGGAUCUUUCUCUGAAGAACUCCACUCCCUGGCUGGUGCUGGCAGGUUCAGGGGGCGUGGCCGACUUCUUGAGCGACAUCCUGGAGAACCUGUCAUCUGCCCCGGCUGCCCAGUGCACCAGUGACGGAGAGGGGGAGGCGGGUCCUAGUGUUGACCUGAAAGACCGAAUGGCCGAGCGAGUCAGGAGGCACUUCUCCGCCGACACGGAGACGGACAAACUAGUUGAACGGGCUCUGAGUAUCUACCAGAACAGAGACUUGAUCACAGUUUACCAUGGAGAACAGGAAGGACCAGACGACUUUGACACAGUCCUGCUCAAGGCCUUGGUGGGAGCCAGUAAGCAUCGUGUGUCGAGCGAUGCCAGUCCCUACAUGGAGGAACUGAAGCUGGCGGUGACCUGGAACCGAGUGGACAUUGCCAAGAGCGAGCUGUUCAAUGGAGACAUCCAGUGGAGGUAUGAAGACUUGGAGGACUCCAUGACAGACGCCCUUGUCAACAACAAGCCUCAGUUCGUUCGCCUCUUCACCGAAAACGGCCUCAACAUCCUCGACUACCUCACUUACGGCCGGCUGGAGAACCUCUACCGCUCAGUGGUUGAUGGCACGCUGGCUUACCGGCUGCUACAGCGCCACCUGCAGGAACGCGAGGGAACCUCUAGCUCGGUCCGCUCGCUGGGGAACCUGCUGGACUCCUCCACUUCAAAAGUGGCCACGGGAAAUUAUCAGACCGAACCAGCCAAGGGGCUCAGCCUGUUUGAGGUGUCCCGGGUUUUGGAGUUGUUGAUGGGAGACGUGUGUCAUCCUUUCUACUACACCGCCCUAGGUCUGGAAUACAUCACAUCUAAGAGGCGAACUCUCAGGCGAGCCAUUAAGCUGCUUCGCGGGGACUGUGUGUACAGGGAGCAGCGCUGCCUCUACCCCUGGGCCUCGCUUUUCAUCUGGGCUGUCCUGCAGAACCGCAGCGAGAUGGCCGUCUUCUUCUGGGAGAUGGCAGGGGAGUCGGUGCUGAGCGCCCUGAGCGGCUGUAAGAUGCUGAGGGAGCUUUCUAAGCUGGAGAGCGAGGCUGAAACCAAACUCUCCAUGAAAGAACUUGCCCAGAGGUUCGAGAACCUUGCCCAAGAUGUCUUCAGCUCCUGCUACCAGAGUAGUGAGAGUCGCUCCUUCACGCUGCUGAUUCGGAGGUCUCCGGUGUGGGGAGGCACCACCUGCCUCCGAAUGGGCAUGGCCGCCGACGCCCGCCUCUUCUUCAGCCACGAUGGCGUGCAGUCCCUGCUGUCUCAGAUCUGGUGGGGCGACAUGAAGAGGAGCACAGAGGUUUGGAAGCUGCUCCUCACCUUCCUCUGCCCAGUUGUCUGUUACACCAACCUCAUCUCCUUCAGGAAGCAGGAGGAGCAGCAGGAGGAUGCAGGGAUUUCUAAUGAGGAUGGACCGGGCCGUGACAGUGACAGUCUCUAUGGCACCACCAUCUUCUCCUUCUCUGACAUCAAACACAUUGAGGCAGACACACAAGGAGCCAUCAGCCCCAGAUCAGCCACUAUCAAAGGCGUACCCCGCUCGCCGCCCCCACCCCAGUGGCCCUUCAUGGUGUCGAGAUGGCGUCAGUUCUGGUUUGCACCCGUCACCUCCUUCCUGGGGAACGUGGUGAUGUACUUCCUCUUCCUCCUCCUUUUCGCCUAUGUGCUACUGGUGGAUUUCAAGCCCCCGCCCCCCGACGGCCCUGCCAUCGCUGAGUACGUCCUGUACUUCUGGGUCUUCACCAUCGUGUGUGAGGAGAUCCGGCAGACCUUCUUCGUGGGCAGCCUGACGCUUCGCCAAAGGAUGCGGGUCUACAUCCAGGAUGUGUGGAAUAAAUGUGACCUCACGGCCAUCAGCCUCUUCAUCAUAGGACUCACAUGCAGGAUGUUUGAGUGGUCCUAUGAUUUUGGCCGGGCGAUGCUGUGUGUGGACUACAUGGUCUUCACCCUGCGUCUCAUUCACAUCUUCGCUGUCCAUAAGCAACUGGGGCCAAAAAUCAUCAUCGUUGGGAAAAUGAUGAAAGAUAUCUUCUUUUUCCUCUUCUUCCUGGGGGUAUGGCUUAUGGCAUACGGCGUAGCCAAUCAGGCGCUGCUCUACUCCUACGAUCCCCGCCCUGAUCGCAUUUUCCGCCGUGUGUUCUACAGACCGUACCUGCACAUCUUUGGACAGAUCCCAGUAGAGGAGAUAGACGUGGGUAAAACGUGGGACAUGACCUGCACCAACAACCGCACGCUGAUAGAGGACGGCGAGGAGCCAUGCAGGAGUCAGUACGGGAACUGGCUGGUGGUGAUUCUGCUGGUCAUCUAUCUGCUGGUCACCAACAUCCUGCUCAUCAACCUGCUGAUUGCCAUGUUCAGCUACACCUUCUCCAAGGUCCAGGAGAACAGCGACGUCUACUGGAAGUUUCAGAGGUAUCACCUGGUGGUGGAGUACCACUCCCGCCCUUCGCUGGCACCGCCCUUCAUCAUCCUCUCCCAUCUCCACCUCUUCAUCAAGAGGUACAUCCGCAAGGUCCCCUCCGUCAAGAUCCACCACUUCGUGUUGGAGCUGAAGGGUAAAGGGGCAAACAGGUUGAUGACAUGGGAGACAAUUCAGAAAGAGAACUUCCUGACUGCCCAGGGGAAGAUCCAGAGAGGCAGCGACUCCGAGAGGCUCAAACGUCUGUCCGUCAAGGUGGACAGUGUGCUGAAACAGCUGACUGAGAGCAGAGACUAUGACCACAGGCUGCGAUCUCUGGAGGCCGAGAUGGAGUAUUGUUCCAAUGCUCUCAGCUGGAUCGUGGAGACAUUGGCCCAAAGCAGCACAGUGAAACCUCUCCGCCCGCCACCAGUCAUCAGAGAGGCGUUCCCUUCUUCAACUUCCUGAUCGGCACCGUGCUGAUGUGACCUUCCAUCCCACUCAGGGUCUGUGAUGAGGAGUGACUCCCGCCUCUUACUACCAGCUGUGUCUCCGUUCGAUUUAUCGAAUUUCUAGUGGGUGAUGCUUUAAAUCACAGACCGUUCAUUACACAGAAAUAACUGAAUAUGAGUAAAAUAUCUCCAAUUUGCUUCGUCAUUAUAAUGGGAUGUUAAAUAUAAAUUCACAAAUCAUGUUGUACCAAACAUGUUUUGAAUCCUUUGUGUCACAUGGAUAAGUAGUAAUUAUCUGUUUAAUAUAAGGUGAUUAAUGAAUGUGGUGCUGAGUAACAUAAGAUAGCACCACAUUCAAGUUUAAGAGAUAAUACUUGUUUAUUAUUCCUGUGACACAAAGGAAGCAAACUAGAGAUUUAGAAAAGCUCCUAUUUUAGUCAUACGUCACUUGGUUGUUUCUGUGUAAUGAGUGGCCUGUGAUUUGAAGGAUUAGCGAUAAGUGUUUCCUGUAAUGCAGACAUGGACGCAAGAUAAACCAACACAACUUCCUCAUGUGCUGAUCAAAUCAUCCGGAGGCUUAUGUUACUCUGACAUGCUGUGUCUCUGUAUUUAAAAUGGGUUUUAAUGUAUUUUAGUGGUUAUUUGCUUUUGAAACUGUUAUAUGGAUACUUAAAGGAAGAUUUUGUACCAUUUUCAAGCUGUUACUGUUAAUACUGGUUUGGUUUACAUAAUAAAGUCAUAUUCCAUCUUUUGUAAAGAGCUUAUCACAUACUUGCAGCACUAAUCUGAUUUUUUGCACCUGAUUGAAGCUAGACCAAGAAAUGUUAAUUGGACUGAGACGCGAGAACUUCUUCAAGUUAGUACAUUAUUUACUGAAUGAGUUGGUUAGAUCUACAAAAGCAGAAACUAUGCAGGAGACAGUGAGAAGAUACUUAUAAGAUAAGACCCAGGACUUAAUCUGAUUUCUUCAAGAGUCUAAAGGAAGAGAGACAUUUCUAAUGAGGCAGCAAUCUGACUGGAGACUUGAAAUCUGUUGUUUAGAAUUUUUCACAUUUCUCAAAGGAAAAGCACUUAAGUGCCCUCGUUUGAAAUCCCUGAUUGCUUAAUUUUGACAACCUAAGAAAUUUGCAAUGUUUCCUACUACUGUCUACCAUUUCCAAGGCAGUUUAUCACACUUUGUUGUAUCUUUAAGCAGUUAGGAAGCUACACUUCGUACUGCACAUCUCAGCUACAUGUUCUUUCAUUUACAUUAAAUGCCAGUCAGCUUUUGACCGAGUUGACAAAAAAAUUGCAAGUUUCUGUUCAGACACACAAUGACCAUGUUUCUCUAUGGGAAUUGGAUGGAUUCAUACCAUCAAAACAGCCUCUGUAUGCUGUAAAUAAAACACAGUUUGCUUUUUGUAACGUAGGUACACUGACAACCUUAUUCACUAAUUUUUGUGAGCAAUGAUGUUCACUUCUGAACCAUAGAUGGUACUGAUAUCUGAUACAUUUUAAAUAUGG
Messenger RNA from Lampris incognitus (smalleye Pacific opah), 5530 nucleotides. Its product is annotated as transient receptor potential cation channel subfamily M member 4-like. The record is from RefSeq and is a predicted model, not a curated record. The transcript is spliced from 28 exons. NCBI's taxonomy places the organism in Eukaryota, Metazoa, Chordata, Actinopteri, Lampriformes, Lampridae. Gene Ontology annotation, cellular component: membrane. The coding region runs from base 264 to 4043 and encodes 1259 amino acids. Gene Ontology annotation, molecular function: ligand-gated calcium channel activity; calcium-activated cation channel activity. Gene Ontology annotation, biological process: calcium ion transmembrane transport.